AUGGCCUCCCGCACAGCUUCCACCGUCUACGACGCCCUCGUCAUCGGCAGCGGCCCGGCCGGUCUCUCCUCGGCGCUGACUCUGGCGCGCGUCUGCCGGUCCUCCAUCAUCUUCGACACGGGCGAGUUCCGCAACCAGGGCGCCAAGGAGAUGCACACGUUCCUCUCGCGCGACGGCAUCCCGCCCGAAAAGUUCCGGUCCAUUGCGCGGCAGCAGAUCGAGGACAAGUACUCGGACCAUGUGACGUUUGUGCCGGCCAAGAUUGUGGCCGUGUCCAACACGGAGAUUGUUCCCGGGUACAAGGGCUUCCAGGCGGUCGAUAGCUUGAACAAUACGUAUUUGGGGCGCAAGCUGGUUCUCGCGACGGGGGUGGAGGAUGUUUUGCCUACUGAUAUUGAGGGAUACAAGGAAAACUGGCCUCAGCACAUGCAAGUUCUUUCUCAUCCCUUCGACGACAUCGGUACUGACUCUUGCCGCAGUUACCAAUGUCCCUUUUGCGAUGGCUUCGAGCAAAAAGACUAUCCCGUCGGCAUGCUCUCCUUUCCGAACCCAUCGUACGGCCACUUCGCCUUGAUGACCCUGGCAUUCAACAAGGAUUUUACGAUAUACAGCAACGGACCGGUGCCUACGGAUGAACCCACGCAGAAUGCCCUGAAAAAGGUCAUGGCCGCCGGCAUCAAGCUCGAUGAGCGUCCCGUCCUGCGUCUCGUCAACAACGGCGAGGGUCCCGAAAAGGGCAUCUCGAUUGAGUUUGAGAGCGGGAAUCCCGUGACGCUGGGAAUGCUGUUUCAUCGGCCUCCAUUUCGAAAUCGGGGACAAGACUUGAUUGAUCAGCUAAAGCUGAAGACGAAGCCGAAUGGCGACGUUGAGGUUGACCCUAUGAUGUUGCAGACGAGCGUGCAUGGGUGCUUUGGCGCGGGAGAUACGCAGGAGUCGAUCAAGCAAGCCCUCAUGGCGAGCAGCAACGGAGUCCGUGUUGGCGCCUCAAUUGCGUUCCAGCUUGCGGAUGAAGAAGGAAACCGGGCGCUGGAGAAGGCGGCGGCGGAAGAGGCCAACUUGUAG
Trichoderma citrinoviride is the source of this 1062-nucleotide messenger RNA. RefSeq names its product FAD/NAD(P)-binding domain-containing protein. Bases 1 to 1062 code for a protein of 353 amino acids. Gene Ontology annotation, molecular function: oxidoreductase activity. Lineage: Eukaryota; Fungi; Ascomycota; Sordariomycetes; Hypocreales; Hypocreaceae. The record is from RefSeq and is a predicted model, not a curated record. The transcript has 2 exons.